CCGGCCUGGCUGUGUGCGGGAGGGAGCCGAGCCCGCGCCUCGCAGCCCGCACCUGCUCCAGUCAGGGACGCUCGCUGCCGGCCGCGGUGCCGCCGCCGUGUCACCCCAAGUCUCCUCACCGAGAAGAUCCUGGCGCACCCGGCCCGGCCCGAGCACGUCUGCUGUGUGUCCCGUCCAGGGCUCAGCGCCCCCGCUGCUGCCAUCGCUGCCUCGAUGUUCCAGCUGCCCAUCCUGAAUUUCAGCCCCCAGCAAGUGGCCGGGGUCUGCGAGACGCUGGAGGAGAGCGGCGAUGUGGAGCGCCUGGGUCGCUUCCUGUGGUCGCUGCCCGUGGCCCCUGCGGCCUGUGAGGCCCUCAACAAGAACGAGUCGGUGCUGCGCGCGCGAGCCAUCGUGGCCUUUCACGGUGGCAACUACCGCGAGCUCUACCACAUCCUGGAAAACCACAAAUUCACCAAGGAGUCUCACGCCAAGCUGCAGGCACUGUGGCUCGAAGCGCACUACCAGGAGGCGGAGAAGCUGCGCGGACGGCCGCUGGGGCCAGUGGACAAGUACCGCGUCAGGAAGAAGUUCCCGCUGCCUCGAACCAUUUGGGACGGCGAGCAGAAGACUCACUGCUUCAAGGAGCGCACGAGGCACCUGCUCCGAGAAUGGUACCUGCAGGACCCAUACCCCAACCCCAGCAAAAAACGUGAGCUCGCCCAGGCAACCGGACUGACCCCCACGCAGGUGGGCAACUGGUUCAAAAACCGCCGACAAAGGGACCGGGCGGCUGCAGCAAAGAACAGAUUGCAGCAGCAGGUUCUGUCGCAAGGCUCCGGGCGGACGCUGCGGGCAGAGGGCGAAGGUACGCCCGAGAUGUUGGGCGUCGCCGCCAGCCCAGCUGCCAGUCUAUCCAGCAAGGCAGCUACCUCGGCCAUCUCCAUCACCUCCAGCGACAGCGAGUGCGACAUCUGAGUUGUCCAAGCAGCACGCUCAGACACGAGUCCAGUGUCAAAAUAAGAUAAACAAAAAGGAGAAAGAGGAUGCGAGACCAGAAAAUCCAGCGCUAGCGAAGUCAGGUGGCCAGGGACCCGCGGGUUGCAACCUCCACCUCCACCGACGUCGCCCAGCUCCGGUGGCUCCUUCGGCCGCCGCUACCGCAGGGGCCCGCGGUGAGGCCAGACUGGCACCACUGUUCUCUUCGCUUUGCUUUUUCCUGCGGGUUUUGCAGCAAAGAUGCGUUCGGAACCCGAAUUGCACGCUGAGCGCCUGCCCUGAGUCUCCUGUGGGUAUUUCACGUCAAAGGACGCUGUUAUAUAACUUUUGCU
Heterocephalus glaber (naked mole-rat) is the source of this 1307-nucleotide messenger RNA. It is a transcript of the gene Six6, whose product is annotated as SIX homeobox 6. NCBI's taxonomy places the organism in Eukaryota, Metazoa, Chordata, Mammalia, Rodentia, Bathyergidae. The record is from RefSeq and is a predicted model, not a curated record. Gene Ontology annotation, cellular component: nucleus; transcription regulator complex. Gene Ontology annotation, molecular function: RNA polymerase II cis-regulatory region sequence-specific DNA binding; DNA-binding transcription factor activity, RNA polymerase II-specific. Gene Ontology annotation, biological process: regulation of transcription by RNA polymerase II; eye development.